AUGAUUCCAAAGGGGCUUUUGCAAAGUGCCCGAGUGGCACUGACCACAUUCUACCUUUUGCUGAUCAUCAUAACCAUUCCCAUUUCAUUCCAGGUGGGAGGACUCUACUGUGGGCUGUCCUUCACAGUGACACUUUUCAAUCUGUAUUUCAUCACCACGACGCUGAAAAUUGCCGCUGGGGCGCGUGGGCUCGCGAAAUUGGCUUCUGUAGCGUACUACGCUCAGCAUUUUUUCAUCCCAUCGUUGCUGUUUUUGUUCUUGCUGGGGUUUUCUCACGACGAGCUGAAGCAGCAGAUCGAUACAAAUACGAGACCUGAUGAGUCUCUGAUAAACGUGCUCCGCAGCUCGACAAAGAACCAAUCUUGGAUUUUCUACUACUAUUACUACCAAUACGUCGUCAGGCCUUGGCAGUACAUGCUACUACGAUCGACGCCGUACUUCACGCUACUGGAAGGGUUUUUCACCGUUUUGGGUAUACAAGCCGUGGGAGAGACUAAUCGCUGGCUUUCGCGUACACAGAAAGGUUCAAAUUGGUGGGUCAUCACGGGCCUCAUGACUUCAGGAGGGGUCAUCACCGCUUCCCUUUACUACCUCUACAGAAUCUACGUUACUCCCAUUUGGGAGUUGGACGCCCAGACGGCCUCUUUACUAGGAUUUACGUUCUCUAUCGUUUGUGGAUUGGGUCUGUUCGGUAUCGUUUCAGGCCGUGGUUCCACCAUCGAGUCUUCGCUGUUUUUUGCGUACAUCGUUAGGUGUCUUUAUGAAAUCUCUCCUCAGUUGGCAACCAGUGCAAUGGACGAGAUUUUCAGUUUGGUCAAAGAAACUUGGCAGAACCAAAAUCACACUUUAAAGUCCCCAGAUAGCCUUCUCAAUUUUUUCCGGGACCGUAUUUUAUCCAAUGGUGAGAUGAUUUGGGACAGUAUUCUGGAGAGAACUACACAUGUUACGGGGAACUCAGCCUCUGAUUCUGCGUUAUGGGGAUUGCGCGGCCUGUGGUUACACCUGAAGCCCGCUUGGAGAUUUCUAAAAUACUUUACCUCCAGCGUCCCAAGCUCGAUCCACGAAUUGUUUCAUUUGACCUGGGGAAUGGCAAGGGAAGCCAUUGCACCUGCUGUGGUCAUUAAUUUGUGUUUCCGAAUUUUGAUUUUCUAUUCUGCAACCAGAAUAAUACCUGCACUGCAGAAAAAGCACAAACGGCGGUCUCGUCGAUUCAUGCGCAUGCUGUACCUGUACAGUCCCUGCAUUGUUAUCGCCAUGUACACUCACCUUAUUUUGCAAUACUCGGGCCAGAUAAGCAACGACUUGUGUUUGUGGGGGUGCUUCCCGUGGUCAAACGAGAAUAGCACAAAGAUCGUGGUCGAUUCGUGGGGCUUCUGGAACUGGUGCAAUAUUUUCUGUACUAUUGCCAUAUACGCCUCCGAGCUCUACGACAAGCAUUAA
Lachancea meyersii CBS 8951 is the source of this 1440-nucleotide messenger RNA. NCBI's taxonomy places the organism in Eukaryota, Fungi, Ascomycota, Saccharomycetes, Saccharomycetales, Saccharomycetaceae. The record is from the annotation of a GenBank genome assembly.